Carassius gibelio (silver crucian carp) is the source of this 6411-nucleotide messenger RNA. Its product is annotated as zinc finger E-box-binding homeobox 1. The coding region runs from base 1091 to 4324 and encodes 1077 amino acids. Gene Ontology annotation, biological process: anatomical structure development; regulation of transcription by RNA polymerase II. The transcript has 8 exons. Gene Ontology annotation, molecular function: RNA polymerase II cis-regulatory region sequence-specific DNA binding; DNA-binding transcription factor activity, RNA polymerase II-specific. Lineage: Eukaryota; Metazoa; Chordata; Actinopteri; Cypriniformes; Cyprinidae. The record is from RefSeq and is a predicted model, not a curated record.
CAGAAGAAACUGCCUGAUAACAGCAGCACGCUGCUCUCUCUGUUACUGCUGCAUUAGAAAACAGGGGCAUGUGUGCAGUUAGGGGUGAUGUUUGACAGGAUAGUUUCUUCUUGAACUCCGAUUGAAGUUUACAAAGCAAAAAAUAAGGGUGUGUUUAUGUAACAGUCCUGCCAGUCCAGGCGUCCCUGCGGGAUCGGGGCUCAGAGAGCUCUGGAGCACGAUGCCAGUUAAAGCAACCUGUUUGUGCAGCCAGCCUGCCACAUUUCUAGUUGGGUGGUAACGCUGAAGAGAAAAGGAAAGGAAUCUGAAGGGCUGUCUGCUGCUAGAACAACUGCUGCAGCCUAUAUAAGGAAUGCGUAUACAUCCCGAGCAGCGCACAGGGUCCUGAUAAAUCUCGCUGCUGCAGCUGGACUUACUGCACUGACAGUUUAUUUGUUUCGGGGACUUUAUGUAUCCGCUUUAUGUAAUGCACGUGCGCAACUGUGUAGGAUUCGGGUUUAUGUGUGGUAAAUCAUUCUUGCGAUUUGUUUCUUUGAAUUAUAACGAUCUAUCCGGCAAGCUGUGUCCAGGUAUAGAUGUGAGCCUGAGUAAUUUUACUAAGGAAAUCGAUCGAUAGCGAGAAAUAUGACGCGUUUUACUUCUCGCUUGCAUGCGUAUAGAGAUAGAGACUAUAAACUUGAAAAUACUUUUAAAAUAAUGUUAUUCGUCCAAACUCUCUCUCUCUUUUAGACUGAAAUCCACCGUUUUUCAUUUCGUCGGCUUAUAUGUUGUACUAAGUGUAUUUUUUGUGAAGAGAUGAGUGAAGAAAUACACUUUUCCUCAGGCUGACGCCAUGCGCGCGCCAUAUAGCGGAUCUCUCAGCGCGCGCGUGUGUGUGAGCGACCUGUAAAUAUGUGCUUACCUGAUCGGAGGGGAGGAUAAAAAUGUCACCUAGGUUUUUACGUAAAUGCCAUUUGACCAUCUCGCUAUUGUUUUUUUUUUUUUGCUACCUGAACGUUCUGACAAGGAAGGAGUCUUUCUUUUUCUCUCUCUGAGAUACAUUGUCUCGUUUUGAAAGCAGACGGGAGGCGUUAAUCGUUCGUUGCUGCAAAUGUCAACUUGUGCAGUGAGUAACUACAGUCAUGUGCUGGAGGGCCAGUCAGACUCAGAUGAUGAAGAUAAGCUUCACAUCGUGGAGGAGGAAGGGAGUCUCCUGGACGGGGCUGACUGUGACAGUGUGGCCCCUGAUGAUGACCCUAACGGGACCGUUGACCCUGACAGCAGAUGGGACGAUGUGAAAGAAGAGUGCUUGUCGGACGAGGAUGAUAGGAGCAGAGAUGCUUUGGUUGAGGAGAUGCUCCAGCAAGGAGACACGGCCGUCAUCUUCCCGGAGGCUCCAGAAGACGAACCGCGACAGGGCACACCAGAAACCAGCGGACAUGAUGAAAAUGGCACGCCAGACUCAUUUUCUCAGCUCCUCACCUGUCCCUAUUGCUCUCGUGGCUACAAGCGCUACACCUCACUGAAAGAACACAUUAAAUACAGACACGAGAAGAGCGAGGACAACUUCAGCUGCUCACUCUGCAGCUACACCUUUGCCUACCGAACACAGCUGGACAGACACAUGACCGCACACAAAGCUGGCAGAGAACAGCGGCAUGUUACUCAAUCAGGUGGAGGAGGGAAUCGAAAGUUUAAAUGCACUGAAUGUGGCAAAGCCUUCAAGUACAAACACCACCUGAAAGAACACCUGCGCAUCCACAGUGGAGAAAAGCCUUACGAGUGCUCCAACUGCAAGAAGCGUUUCUCUCAUUCCGGUUCUUAUAGUUCCCACAUCAGCAGUAAGAAAUGCAUCGGCCUCAUCUCAGUAAAUGGACGGCCGCGAUCUUCUCCCGCCACUGGGGCUGCCAAGACCCCGCAGUGCUCUUCCCCGUCCCUGCCAACCUCUUCCCCCACGGCACGUGUCCAAGUCAGAGACAAACUGGACAAUAGUAAACCCCUUCAGGAACAGCUUCCCUUGACACAGAUCAAAUCUGAGCCACUGGACUUUGAGUACAAGACUGUGGUGGUGGCCCCAUCUACUAGAGGAGUAAAUGGCAUAUUACAAGGUGGGGCGGCAGCCGUACAAGCUGUUGUGCUCCCAACAGUGGGUCUGGUAUCCCCAAUCAGCAUCAACAUCGGGGACUUACAGAACAUGCUGAAGGUGGCAGUGGAUGGGAAUGUCAUCAGGCAAGUGCUGGAAAGCACACAAGCUAAGGGGCAGCAAACAGGGACAGGAAUCGUUGGAGCAGGAGGGGUGGGAAUUGCCCAAGCACCCCAGCAAGUCAUACAGGCCUUUAGUCUUCCCAUCUUGGACCAGGAUGGCAGUGCUAAGAUCUUCAUUAAUUACAGUCUAGACCCUUCACAGGCCCAAGUGGUCAUUCAAAGUCCGAAGAAAGAAUCGUUGGGGUUGAACACAGAAACCUGCAAGGCUCAGAAGCUGCCAGAGGACUUGACAGUCAAGAUGAAUAGGGACAAAACCACCAUCACUGUGGACGAGAAGAGUAUUUUACACAAUGACACAACACUUAAGCACUGUGGUAAAGAUGGACAUAGGGUAAACGGGAAAAACCUUGAGGGGAAGAUAGACUUGGAGGAAGGACUGUGUCCUGGUCAGCCUCCUCUGAAAAACCUUCUCUCUUUGCUCAAGGCUUACUUUGCCUUAAACAACGAGCCCACCAAGGAGGAGCUGGCAAAGAUAUCAGAGUCUGUUAAUCUUCCGGCAGAGGUGGUGAAGAAGUGGUUUGAGAAGAUGCAGUUGGGACAGAUCUCUGUAGAUCCCUCCUCAUCCCUGGCUGAGGAUGAGCAGACCACUCCUGGAGAUUUGGAUGGGACUAGAGGUGCAUCACCCCAUACAGAGCCAGAUAAGCAACUGAUCACAGAGGAGCAAGGAGAGAGGGACUGCUGUAGCCCAGCUGAGGGUGUAGAAGCUGGGGAGAAUGGGAUAGAAAGUGUCCCUACAUCCCCUUCACCACUAAACCUGUCGGCCGAUGGUCCUGUCCCAGCCAGGACUCUUGAGGAAGGCGAGGGACCUCUUGAUCUUUCGCUACCAAAAUCUGCUGCUACAGCUGCUGUGGCUAGCAGUCACGUAAACACUGUUUACUCGGCUCAAGAGGAGCCAUUAAAUUUGACUUGCACAAAGAAGGAACUGCUCAGCAAUGCAAGCACCAAUGCUGCCAUAUAUGCCAGCCAACCAAGUGCCAAUCCCAUAAACAUCGUGACCACUCAACUGCCCACCCUAGUGGCUAUCACUGACCAGGGACAAGCGCAAUGUCUUCGUGCACUUACCACCACUAAACAGACCAUCCUGAUCCCGCAGCUGACUUACAGUUACACCACUACAUCCUCCAGCCCAGCAGGGAACGACGCUCCACAGAAGAACAUUAUACACGUCAAUGGCAUCAAGGAGGAAAAACAGGAGAUGGGGUCAGAGGUCACCUCGACAUUGGAAGAACAGACAGACUCAGACUCAGGGCCGACGAGAAAGAAGAUGAAAAGGACGGAGAGUGGGCUGUACGCCUGUGACCUGUGUGACAAAAUCUUCCAGAAGAGCAGCUCAUUGCUCCGCCAUAAAUACGAACACACAGGAAAGAGGCCUCAUGAAUGUGGGAUCUGCAGCAAGGCCUUCAAACACAAGCACCACCUAAUAGAGCACAUGCGCCUGCACUCCGGGGAAAAGCCGUACCAGUGCGACAAGUGCGGAAAACGCUUCUCCCACUCUGGCUCCUACUCGCAACACAUGAACCACCGAUACUCCUACUGUAAGAAAGAGGCUCAAGGCCAAGGGUUAGGCCAGGGAGUCGAGGAAGAGGACAAUCCUGGGGAAGAGCAGCCUCGGACAGGCAGCACAGCGACCUCGCCACCUUCCCACCUGGACUCGGAUGAGCGGGGGAGUAGUACCAGAGAGGAUGAGAGUGAGGAGGAUGAAGAGAUGGGCUCGGGGAGCUUAGUGGAUGAGGAUGAGAUUCAGGUGGUCAAGAUCGGAGAGGAGGGAGAUGAAGACGACCAGGGAGCAGAUGAAGACCAGGACGGGGAGGGAGAGAGGAUGGAAGGGGUGGAACAAGAAGAAGAUGGCAAUGAGGAAGGUGAGAGUGAGGAAAAUGAUGGACAAACGUUGAAAGUCAUAGUGAUGCAGGAUGAAUGUGAAGAUGGAAACGAAGAGGAUGAGCAAACGGCGAAGGAGGCCAUGGACACAGAAACUCUUGAACACAUGAAGGACAUAACAGAAAAAGAGAACCCAGUGGACGAUAAGAAAAAGAUUGAAAAUGAAGAAAACACAGCCACUAUGAACGGAGACGUGAAGUGAAGCUACAGCUCUGUUUUUAUGGCCCUUAUUCCUUACGACGUCGUUUUACAAUGUUACUAAUUUGAAGGAACAAAAAAGACGUUUUCUCUCCGCAGAUGUUUCUCUCUCUUCCUGAGAAGUGACUGUUAAGACAAGAAUGAAGUGAGGAAGAGAGCGUGACUGCUCUUACGCUGCAUCUAAACCCACUACUGUGUAUAAACCCCCAGGUGUGCCUGAUAAUAACAAAAUACUUUUUCCACAUGAAGACGAUUUUCAGUGUUUGAGUAUGGUUUGUAUAAAUGCAAAGUUUCACGAAAAAAAAAAACUAAAACAAAAAAGAAAAUGACGCAUAUACAGACUGAAAGCUACUCACGUUUUGGCUAAUAAUGUUUAUUACUAAAACGCCUUGGGUCAAUUUCUUUUAUCAGUAUUACUAAUUUUUUGUCACUCUCGGUUUACCCUCAAAAGCUGUACAGUUGGAAGAGAGAGAUUUCUAUACGUUUUUAUUGCCAAUGAACAAAACUCAGUAUUUUCUUGCAUUUGAAGGAAAAAAAAAGAAUCCUGUGCACUACCAUAUUCCCAGUUUACCUAUGGAACACCUAUGUGGGCCUUGUGUUGUUUAAUGUCUACCUUCCAGUAUUAGCACCCCUAAGCCACGCUAGUGCUCGCUAGCACAACAUUUGUCUGCCGUCUCAUUUCAAGAAGGACUGUGAGCCUUAAAUGUCAAAAUAUUGAUGUGGUUAUGGUGGGAGGGCUUUAAUGAAUCCCAAAAAGCCAAGACAUUAAAACCUUAGUAAUCCUGGACAGCUGGUUUCAGGUGAUCGCCAUCAGUCCCUUCACCACCCAUCAUCCACCCUUAUGCAAAAACAUGCAUGUUGGAAGUGCCAUUGAACAGUGCUGUGCCGUUGCUGUGACGCCGUCGCUGAGCAGCACACUCGCGUGGGGCUCAUGCUGUCUUUGAUUUUGGUAGCAAAAUUUUGGACCCCUGCACCUAAACCACUAGUCCUGGCUAAAGGACAAGACUGCCUCUUUUUAUUAUAAUUUUUUUUUAAUUUGUUCAAUCCAGUAAGGACUACACUGCAUCAAGAAUUCAGGAAAGACGAUCAAUGAGCAAAAAGGAGAAAAAAAAUAGCUCUUUUUUUCAGCCUUGAAGUAUUUUUCCCCUGUUUGGUGCACUUGUUUCUCUUGUUAUCUUUAGCUGCACGACACUUUUUCUUCAGGUAACAAAUGUAAGCAGAUACGAUCAAUGGAGAAUUCACUUUUAGUGUUUUUUGUUUCUUUUUCGGUCAGCCUUUUUACCUGUCAGUAUUAAUUUUUGUCUUGUUUGAAAUGAAGUUUUUUUUGUUGUUGUUUGUUUCAGUGAACAUUGUGUAAUUUUUUUUUUUGUUCGUUUUGUUUGGAUUCUCAGUAAAGGCAGUAUUACCCCUCCCAUCCCUCACCAUGUAUAACUUUACAUUUUUAGUUUUAGAGACCUUUUAUAUUUAUGUGUCUUAUUUUUGUAUUUUCUUUAUGGUUAUUUAUUACACAAUGUAGUGUACAAUACUGUAGUUUGUAUUAAUACAAUAAUAUAUUUUAGUAUGAAGAAUAAUUUCGAAGAUAAAUGAAAUCAAAGCUGGGGAACGAACUCUAGCAUUUCAAAGUGUUUUAGAACAGGAAAAAAGAAAGUGUUAUUUUCAAAUUUUCAAAAUGCAUUGUUUGAAACAAAACAAAAAACAAAACUAAACAAAACAAAAACACCCCUAAAGUAUAUGAGAACUGUUAGCUUUUACAUGUCACUUUCAUGUUAUUGUCUCUUACCCCACUAUACUUUGAAGCUACUGAAAACUAAUUGUAUGCUAUACACGCAUGAGUCCUUGAUGUUGCAUCGAAAGAUUGUCCUUCACCAUGAAACUGCGCUGCCCUUUUAACAAAGCCAAAACAUCAUCAGUGUUGUUUAUUAUUAUUAUUUUUGGUUGUGCCAAUUUGUAACUCUCUUUGUCUACAUCAAGACAACAAAGUCUUUUAUAUGUCCCUGUUUUAACCUUUUUAGUGAUAGUUUUUUGUUUGAUCAUUUGUUUUGUUUUUUUUAAUGACUCCCCAUCUCACAAUAAAAUACUUCAAGAAUUCAA